Messenger RNA from Pseudoliparis swirei, 4569 nucleotides. RefSeq names its product bcl-2-modifying factor-like. The coding region runs from base 89 to 781 and encodes 230 amino acids. Lineage: Eukaryota; Metazoa; Chordata; Actinopteri; Perciformes; Liparidae. Gene Ontology annotation, cellular component: myosin complex. Gene Ontology annotation, biological process: apoptotic process; positive regulation of apoptotic process; negative regulation of autophagy. The record is from RefSeq and is a predicted model, not a curated record. The transcript is spliced from 4 exons.
UCUGGUCUUCUCUUCAACGAGGCUUUUUUUCCUUCUUCUUCUACUUCUCCUCUUCUCUUUUGUUUCAACGGACGAAGUGAAUUUCACGAUGAAGUGGCCGGUGUUUUGUCCGUCCGCUCCUGGCGCGCGUGGACUCUCGAGCGUCCCGGGUGACGUCGCCCCGGAUCUUUGGGACCCAGCCGUUGGGAGUUCAGCGCCGAGGCGUCGGAUGGAUGAUGAGGAGGAGGACAUGUCACGGCCCAUCUCGCAGCUCUGGGGAACGCCCUUCAGGGACGUCAAAUACGAAGAAAGCGCCACGCAGAUCGCGGCCGGACAGGCCCUCGCCGCCGUCACCGCCGCCGUGCCCACGCCGCAGAGCCACAACAACAACAACAACAGCGUCGGCAUCCACACGCUGCCCUGCAGCUUGCACCGGCGGCCUCGCAUACCCUUUUACGGCAACGCUGGAUUACGCUCACAUUUCCCCGCUCAGUUUGAGCCCAUGGAGGACCGGGGAGAGAGGCAGACUGGAGAGGAGGAGGAAGAGGGCAGAGGGGAGGAGGAUGACAGGAUGGCAGAGAGGCCCGAGGAGGAGGCAGGGGUGAGCGUCGAGGCGCGAAUCGGUCGUAAACUUCGGGAGAUCGGAGACAAGUUCCAACAGGAUCACGUUGAACUGUUCACGAGGCAUCAGAGACAAAACCUGCCGGCCUGGAUGCGCCUCACGGUGACCCUGUUUGGCUUUCUGUUCCCGAGAGCGGCCCUCGUGCCCCUCGUGCCCCGCCUGAGAGGAGCGCAGAGAUGAACGGGCUUCCUGCCGGCCCUCCACCUUUUGUUUUCGCCCCGACAGGGACAAAGGGACCAGACUUUCAAGAGAUGGCACUGUAAGAUGGAACACGGGUUUGGAUUUUGUUUUCCAAUUGAACACGAAGAUGAGAUGAAGAAAAACUCUGGUCACCGCUGGACGGAGACCGCUUACAAUAUUUCUUUCUUUUGUUGUUGUUGUUGUUGUUGUUUCCCCCCCCCCCCCCCCCGCCCGCCUCUCCGAUAAGAAGCCAUUGCGUUUGAAGAGAUAUUUUCGAAAUAUUUGUAAGAUGACCUAUUUUGUACAGUAAACUGCUCUUUUUAUUUGGUAUCUCAAGUCUUGAAGGACCUCCAUCAGUCCAGGGAAUGCCUUAUGCUCUCCUCGCCACAGUACUUUUUGCAUCAAGGACAUCAUCAAAUAAAAGAGAUUAAUUUUAAGAUCAGGCCACUUUUUUUUGUUUUUGGCGACAAACUGUGGACGUGGACAUUUCUGCGCUGAAAGUUACCGACUUCAGAACCGUGAGGACUCGAGGCACAUUUCUAAUUUAUUCUCAGACAAACAAUAAGCCCCGUACUUAUCCUAAUUUGAUGGCGUUGCCACACAGCAGAGACGUUUUACCAGCUUCCACUGUAGACGUAAAGGGCCUUUAUAUCAACCCGCCUCAUCCAUCAGCCGCUCCAUCUUCAGCACCACCCGUCACGUGUUUAGAAGUGGCCUAAAGACCCACUGCGUAGAUUCAGAUCCGGUCCAUUUGAAAAGGGGAAACACGCGUAUACUUGAAUGCAGGCGUCCCGAAGACAUUCUCGCGGGGUGACUUGGAUACCUCACGUUGCUCUCGGACCUUGUGAUCAUGUGUGUGUAGUCGUGCGUGCUUACUGUUUCCAAAAUCUGCAGUCAUUUUGAAAACCAAAUAAGCACAAACAAAUCUCCUUUUUGUGGGAUCACGAUCAGGGAAGUGGAAAAACAAUCACACGGCGGAAAAUCUUCAGAUCGACAUCAUCGUGUUCGGAAAAGCUUUUCGGCGUUUCUUUCUCCGGCUGGAUUGACAAUCGCAAAUGUUGCCCGUUGCGUUUUUUUUUAAGGGGGGGCGAGCACUAUUCAAGCCAGCGGAAGAAAGCUGAAAUCUUAUUGAUGUGUUGCAUUCGCAAUCAAACUGAUAUCCACAGGAGGACGUUUCCCAAAAUAUGGCUGUGUUCUCAAUGAAAUACACUUCUUAAAUGUCUUGUCGGGUUACUUGAGAUGGAUUUUUAUUUUAUUUCACUCCAGGUGUCAAUGUCUCGAAGCACUGAUUCAAUCCCUCCGUGCUGAUGCGUGUAUGUAUCCACGUCUCGUUCAAGUGCUUUCAGCAAACUGCCGGUGGUGUGUUCAGCCUCACUGAGAACUUAGUAACAACAGCUUCUUCACACUUCAAGAAGACGUUUUUUUUUUUUUUUUACCAACACACGGACACAUUUUGGGUAUCGGAGAAGGUUUAUGAGCUCCUUUGUGAUAACUGCUACGUCGGCAUUUUUGCAACGUCACAGCCACUGUUAAUCAAUAUACGGUUUAUAAAGUUAAAAAGGUCUUGGAAGGACUUUAAAUAGGAUGUUUUGAAAAAAUAAUCCUAAUUUGAUGUAUUAUUUCAGUCUGUUGUAGAUUCAUAAUAUGAACGUUUGAAGACACUGAUGGUUUUUUCUUUUAUCUUUUCGUCAGGGAGUAGUUAGGAGCCGUGUUAAAAUACCUGAUGCUUAUUCUGAGUUGUGUUUGCAAAUAGUCUGCCUUUGAACGACGGCUCCAUGUUUCUUAAUCUAGACGAUGCUCCACGAGCAAAAAGAUAUUUCAUUCUACCUUUUUUUUUCUGUUUCAUGUUUUUUUUUUCCAAAGCGCGUUAACUCCACAUGGAGGUUUUCCUUUUCUCUGUGACGACAAACGCUGAACCCAAAGUCUGUUUUCCUGCCAACACUGAACGUUGAGCCAUAGGCGAACUCCGGUCUCCAAGCCCAAAGCUCCGCCCUCCUUUGUCGCCGCGGAAACGUCACGUCGAACUCCACCCCCCCCCUUAUUGAGAACAAGAUUCAUUUUCUUUUUGUUCCUUCUCGGUAAUUUAUUCUAAUUUAUUUCCCUGUAUAUUUGCUCCGUGCUACUGUAUAGAUGCGACCUCAGUGUGUACAGCCCCCUGUCCUCUCCUUGUCGAUGCGCGUUGGGGUUGUGUGUUCGGUGCCUGUGUGUGGGGCGGUUGGACUCAAGCCAUGUGCCUCGUGCGCGCUCUCGCAGCAACGUUGUGAGUCUUUACAAAUCACGUGAACAGACGGACAAUCAAAUGUACAAACCGUGCCUUGUGAGUAACAGUCCUUGCCACGUCACCGUCGACACUCGGCAUCAUCACCCAAAGCCCCCGGUCACCGCUCUGGUUCCACUCGGGGCCCGGCGAGAGGACGCCGCGCUCCGCCACAGCAGAGAUGGCGUAAACAGUGCGGCGUGUUCGCUGUGCCUUUUUUAAAAUCUGUUUCACGAGGCACAGGCUCAACCUUUUGACAUCUCUCAGCACGACCGGUCGAGUUUCACCAAGCAAAAAAACCUUCUUAAUAUCAGAAACGACUGUUUGCAAUCAAUGUGCGCUGUAACAAAAAAAAACGACAACUUUUUUAUUUAUUUUUUACCUGUAUACUGUAUUCUGCGCCUCUCUUUCUACUCCUGUGCUGAACUUCCCCCUCUCGAAACUCUUUAAGAUCUGUGAUAUGCUGGAUCGCCCUCGAGCUCGUCUGGGCAUUCGUGCUUUAAUACCUGGGACCCAGGAGGGCUGCGGGGGCGACGCUUGAAGGAGGAAUGAGCCACUGGUGCCCAGUAGGACCCGUCUGUGUGAGACGGGUUGAGCCUGUCGUUACCAACCACUGUCGCAACCCUGACUCGAGUGAAGCAUUUGUUAUUCAUUCAACCUUCAGUGUCUUUAAUAUCAAAUUUCUUCGAUCCAUUUUUUUUAAACAUUGUUUUGUUUUGUUUUUUUUAUAUCCAAGAAAGAGUGCAUCUUUACUGUCAAGUGCUGUGAUUUGGUGUGUUUUAAAAAAAAUACAUUUGACAUGUCUUUGACACGGCUAUUGUUGCUAUCUUUAUUUAAAAAAAACAAUUUUUGGGCUACGAUUUUUCCACACCUUUGUAAGAAGACGAAGAACGAACUACAACACUUUUUUUUGUUGCUACGAUUGCUUACUUUUUUCAAUGUUGUGGCAUUUUUUUUUAAAUUUGGGAUAUUGCCAAAUCUGCUGUGUCACUCUCAGUUCAAGGGCUUUUUUUCGAUAUGUAAAUGGAGUAAAAAUGCAUGUCCAACAUUCCUGGAGGAAAAAAAAUACGGUAUCUUAAAAGAUUUGAAUGUAAUUUAAUGGAGUGAAAUCCACGAUAUCUCUUUUAAUACAUGAACUGAACAGUGGGACUCGAUGCAGACGGCCGCGCGGGGAGUUUGUGUCGUCUUCCCAUUUCUUUCUUUACGUUCAGAGUGGUCUCAAGGAUUUCACAUUCAUGUUUCCUAAUGAAGUGAGACCCAGUCCAGAUGUAGCAGCUUUUGUUUAAGCAUCGUCUGUGUCAUCUUUGGGACUGCUCCGUGUCGGCCGCACAGUUUAUUUUCAAACGGCGCAAGAAAUGAAGCGAUGGAGGGAACGAAGGAGGACGGGGACGUUUGUUCUUUUUCUCGUGCAAUAUGCUGUAUAUAAGAGCUUGACUCUCGAAAUCUUACAAUUUCUCUUAAUUUUCUUCUGUUGUUGAAUUGGGUACAUUGCUGUUUUUUUUUUUUUUUCAUUAAAACUUUAUGGACAAUU